UCCUGGCUCCGCCACUGCUGGCAAUCAUUCUGUUUUCUUAAUGGGAGAAGAGGUACCAGGAUACCACCUGGAAGACAAGCACAGUGUGCACCGAGAGAAGAUGGCAGGAACAAUGGUACAAAUUCAAGAUAAUAACAUAGCAGAUAGACAGAAACAGAAUUACUUUACACUAAUUCGACGUCUAUCGAGCAAUGGAACAACAAAGACAGAUCAAACAACUGCUCCGGGAGGGGACGUUGAGGAUGACGACGGCGACGAGCAAGUCGGCGUCUGUGAAGCUUCACCGGAGCCAUUCCAGCUCUUCCAAAGGCACAACGAGAGCCUAAAGGAAGCUGAGGAGCCAGGACGCCAAUGGUGCGGAGCCGUUUGCCAUCGAGAGGACCAGGGCAAGCCAUCAUGGACCUCCGGACCAAGCUCAACAUCUCCCUCGCCUCAGUCGACGCCAUGUCCUGGAGGGUCGUUGCUGGGUCGCCAUCCAUGACAAUGAGCUCCUACCGCAGCUCGUGGAGCCAAUCUGAAUGCUGGCAAGGAUGUGGCGAGUCAUCGGCAACGCGCACCGGGUGAUGAAGCGCAUGGCGGACAAGCCGAGCAUGCUCCUCUUGUUGUCGGCCGCACGGUUUGAGGGAGGCAUCAAGAGAC
Molecule: messenger RNA, 639 nt
Organism: Triticum dicoccoides
Lineage: Eukaryota; Viridiplantae; Streptophyta; Magnoliopsida; Poales; Poaceae
Exons: 6
Coding region: 41-481 (146 amino acids)
Source: RefSeq, a predicted model, not a curated record